Molecule: messenger RNA, 564 nt
Organism: Sordaria macrospora k-hell
Lineage: Eukaryota; Fungi; Ascomycota; Sordariomycetes; Sordariales; Sordariaceae
Source: RefSeq, a predicted model, not a curated record
AUGGCCAGAACCAGAAGCACGGCCAAAGGUCUGGGCACUUCUACCCGUAGCUACAGGGACGAGAAGACUGCGGAGAGAUCGACAAGACACCACAAGUUGGUCGCAAUGACUGCCCCGCGGCCCUGCUCCUCCUCCUCCUCCUCCUCCUCCUCUUUGUUGCCAUCCAGGGCCAAGGGCACUAAAAGCAGCGCUGCAGUUGAUUCUGCCUCUGACCAUGACGACGCUACUCACGACGACUUGAGUGUCACCAACACGAAAGACGCCACCGAUGUUGAGCAGGACAUCGAGGAACCUGCUCCGAAAGAUGACAAGAGAUGGAAGACCAACACGGUCAGUGCCAGGCGUUGGCGUCUUGCUCAAGCACGUCUGCGCGAGCAGGCCGCCCAGCGAAAAGCCGAGCGUCAGACGCCGGAAGAGGCUGCUCGGGAGGCAGCGGUCAGACAGGCUCGACAGAAUGAAGCGACCAAAAACCAUCUACGUCUGAUGGCUGAAUAUUGGGAGUCAAAGCAGGAGCCCGGCGUCGAGUACAGAUAUGAAGACUAUAAAGACAUGAUGGACCUUUGA